Molecule: messenger RNA, 432 nt
Organism: Sinocyclocheilus grahami
Lineage: Eukaryota; Metazoa; Chordata; Actinopteri; Cypriniformes; Cyprinidae
Product: neurensin-1-like
Exons: 2
Coding region: 1-432 (143 amino acids)
Biological process (GO): nervous system development
Cellular component (GO): neuron projection; transport vesicle; neuronal cell body
Source: RefSeq, a predicted model, not a curated record
AUGAUUCUGCGGUGGAGCUCAAGCUUCUGGAAGGUCACACACGUUGGUGUCGUGCUCCUGUCAUUGAGGCUGGUGGUCAUGACAGUGGGCUAUUCCAUCCCCAUUCGCAUUGAGGCUUUUGGUGAGUGCGAACUGCUGUUCGUGGACCGCCAGGCCAUACGUCACAAUCGCUCGCCACACAUAUGCGUGCUGGUCGGGACGGGGCUUCUCACUCUGGGUGGGGUUCUGAUGGCAGGUGGAAUCCUGAUGUCUAACUUCUCCACAACUCCCACAAAACAGGAAGACUCCAAAGGAGAACGAAAGGGGGGAACCAGAGUCCCGAGUGCAAUGAGAAGCCCAGCAGACCCUGUAGUGAAGCCUCCCAGCCCGGUCUCUAGUGACGGAGGACUAUCUCCUCUCGCUAGGGACAAUAAAGUUCAGCAGUGCUCGUAA